Messenger RNA from Eubalaena glacialis (North Atlantic right whale), 1714 nucleotides. It is a transcript of the gene NUCB2, whose product is annotated as nucleobindin 2. The record is from RefSeq and is a predicted model, not a curated record. Gene Ontology annotation, cellular component: endoplasmic reticulum-Golgi intermediate compartment; extracellular exosome. The transcript is spliced from 14 exons. The coding region runs from base 292 to 1554 and encodes 420 amino acids. NCBI's taxonomy places the organism in Eukaryota, Metazoa, Chordata, Mammalia, Artiodactyla, Balaenidae. Gene Ontology annotation, molecular function: calcium ion binding.
GCGGGAGCGCGCGGUGGGUAGAAGUACAGAGCAGAGCCGCCGGCUAGGGGCUGGAGAGGCAGGUCUGUGCGCUGCAAGCGUUCAGCAGGCGGAGCUUCGCGUGUGGAGACGCGGCUUCGUAAGGCCGGCGAUCUCGAGAACCUGUUAAGAGUCAGUUCUUAGCGAAAAAGCAUUGAGCCAGGAGCCAGACCCACCUCUUCACUAACUGAUCUUGCGCAAGUCAUCUUACCUCUCUGGAUCUCAGUUGCCUGAUCUGUAAAAAGGAGAUAAAAAUUCUUUACCUGUUUGAAGAUGAAGUGGAGGACUGUCCUACUGCAAUAUUGUUUUCUCUUGGUUACAUGUAUACUUACUGCUCUUGAAGCUGUGCCUAUAGACAUAGACAAGACAAAAGUAGAAAAUGCUCGACCUGUGGACAGUGCAAAGAUAGAACCACCAGAUACUGGACUUUAUUAUGAUGAAUACCUCAAGCAAGUGAUUGAUGUGCUGGAAACAGAUAAUCAUUUCAGAGAAAAGCUCCAGAAAGCAGACAUAGAGGAAAUAAAGAGUGGGAGACUAAGCAAAGAACUGGAUUUAGUAAGUCACCAUGUGAGGACAAAACUUGAUGAACUGAAAAGGCAAGAAGUGGCAAGGUUAAGAAUGCUGAUUAAAGCUAAAUUGGAUUCCGUUCAAGAUACAGGCAUGGACCACCAUGCUCUUUUAAAACAAUUUGAUCAUCUAAAUCACCUGAAUCCUGAGAAGUUUGAAUCUACAGAUUUAGAUAUGCUAAUCAAAGCGGCCACAAGUGAUCUGGAACACUAUGAUAAGGCUCGACAUGAUGAAUUUAAAAAAUAUGAAAUGAUGAAGGAACAUGAAAGGAGAGAAUAUUUAAAAACACUGAAUGAAGAAAAGAGAAAAGAAGAAGAAUCUAAAUUUGAAGAAAUGAAGAGAAAGCAUGAAAAUCAUCCCAAAGUUAAUCAUCCAGGAAGCAAAGAUCAACUAAAAGAAGUGUGGGAAGAGACUGAUGGAUUGGAUCCUAAUGACUUUGACCCCAAGACAUUUUUCAAAUUACAUGAUGUCAAUAGUGAUGGCUUCCUAGAUGAACAAGAAUUAGAAGCCCUAUUUACUAAAGAGUUGGAGAAAGUAUAUGACCCCAAAAAUGAAGAGGAUGAUAUGGUAGAAAUGGAGGAAGAAAGGCUUAGAAUGAGGGAACAUGUAAUGAAUGAGGUUGAUACCAACAAAGACCGAUUGGUGACUCUAGAAGAGUUUUUGAAAGCUACAGAAAAAAAGGAAUUUUUGGAGCCAGAUAGCUGGGAGACAUUGGAUCAACAACAGUUCUUCACAGAGGAAGAACUGAAGGAAUAUGAAAAUAUUAUCUCCAUACAAGAAACUGAACUUAAGAAAAAGGCAAAUGAGCUUCAGAAACAAAAAGAAGAGCUACAACGUCAGCAUGACCAACUUGAGGCUCAGAAGCUGGAAUACCGUCAGGUUUUACAGCAGAUGGAACAAAAAAAAUUACAACAAGAAAUUUCCCCAUCAGUGCCUGGUGGAGAAUCAAAGAUCCAGCCACAUGUUUAAGGAUUGAAGUCUACCAGAACCAGGAAGGAAACAAACUCAAUACCUGCUCUCAUUUUCAUACCUCUUUUCUUUUUCCUUUGUUCUCCUUUAGUGAUUUAAUUAAGUGGCUUUAUGCCAUAAUUUAAUGAAACUAUUAGUAACUAUUUAAGUGAGAAAGCAC